UUUGGAAAUUUUUGUAUAUAAGGUCUGUAAAAUCUGAAAUUAUUUUUACUCUAAUCUUAGUAUUUUGUUACAAUAAUUAAAAAAUGUCUGCUUCUGAAACUCGAAUUUCUCUUUGUGGUAAAUUGGGUUUAAAACCAUUAAAUGCCCACAAUAUUUUAUUUUACUAUGCUCCGGUGCAAGGAGUACUUAGUUAUACGGCGCUGUCCAUAAAUGUUAUGAAUCCAUCAUUAGUUUUAAGAAUCUUCCCCAAAAAAGAUAUAACAAAUAUAUUGCUUUUUAACACUUUAGUGGGAUCAGGAUUGUAUUUAUAUAACAGACCUCAUUUGAGUUUACUUCCAGCCAAAGAACGACUUUUGUAUAGUUCAUUUGGAGCUGUUACCUUUUCUCUUGGAUCUGUACUGAUAUGGGCCAUUGUGAGAAGCUUGGUACCGCAAAAUGUAGCUUUAUGUUCAGUGUGUGGAAUUGGUUCAGGUCUGGCAAUGCUAAAAAUUGCUUCUAGUUAUACGGAACAUGUAGACUCUUUAAUUGCUAAAAAGGCAUAAAUAUUUAUAAUUUAAGUAAUUGGUGGUAUAUAUAUCCGUAGGCUUAUGACUGUUUUUUUAGUAAUAAAAUUGUAUGUAGAUGUUUU
Anoplophora glabripennis (Asian longhorned beetle) is the source of this 628-nucleotide messenger RNA. RefSeq lists its product as uncharacterized. Bases 84 to 542 code for a protein of 152 amino acids. The record is from RefSeq and is a predicted model, not a curated record. NCBI's taxonomy places the organism in Eukaryota, Metazoa, Arthropoda, Insecta, Coleoptera, Cerambycidae. The transcript is spliced from 3 exons.